This is a messenger RNA of Mixia osmundae IAM 14324, 3720 nucleotides long. RefSeq lists its product as uncharacterized. The transcript has 4 exons. The coding region runs from base 187 to 3423 and encodes 1078 amino acids. NCBI's taxonomy places the organism in Eukaryota, Fungi, Basidiomycota, Mixiomycetes, Mixiales, Mixiaceae. The record is from RefSeq and is a predicted model, not a curated record. Gene Ontology annotation, biological process: signal transduction.
CAGGACAAUAUCAAAGACAAAAGCGACUCGCCAGCCGAGCAGUGUGUGGUCAGGUUGAGCAUGCACGGGCAGCAGUCGAUCUCGAACCAGUCACAACACGCUCUGCUCGAGCUCCUAGCGAGCACGUGAGGCUUGUCGAAAGGUCAAAGCACAUUCGCGGCAUCUGGAUCCCGUCAGUGCGCCGACAUGGCUGCGGCACUCGCUCCUGCGCCUGUCGAACCCUUGCCCGACAAUGCUGAGAGAUUGUCCGAGGACAAGAGCCUGCCACCGACGCCGGCACGGAGAGAACCAAUCGAUAGGCGCGCGGUAAGCUCCUCGCCGAGCAUUGACCGACGGCGUGCCGUCUCGCCCGCAUUGAAUACCAAUAUUUCAGCAAGCAAGACAGGCUUCAAAGCCAGGUUGCUCGGACGCUUCUCGCCAACGGUUGCGGGCCAACACCACCUGGUUUCAGCGGAGCGACCGUCGUCGCGUGCGCUCGCGACGAGUCCUCAUUCGGCAGCCAAAGCAGACACAGCCUCGUCGGCUCAGGACGACCAAGAGACGAUCCAGUCAGAUCGGUCAACGCUCAAGGCGAAGAAGUCGAUGACCUUCUUCGGUCUGGGACAGCCCAAGGGGAGCAAGUCGCGCGCGCAACAAAGGGCGAAAUCCCAGCAGCUCGAGCAACGCCCCGCUUCUGCUGCUGCUACGCGCAAAACAGACACGACAAAGGCGCUGUCCUCUCAGCGAGAUGGAAAUGGCGUCAGCAAAAAUGACGAAGAGACGCAGGGUGGGAUGCGCAGGCUUGUGCGGUCUGCCUCGUCGCAAGCCAGAAGACGGUCUACGAGCUUUACUGGCCUCGGUCUAGGCACACAUCCGCUCUCGUCGCAAGCAAACGACAGGAGCACGCGGGAUAGAUCCCAAUCGGCUAGCUCAACACGCUUGCUGCACACUCAUCGCACGCCAUCGCCGGGUCGUAAGACUUCUGCCCGUUAUGCGAGCACAUCAACUGCUCCUUCUGAUCCAGGCGAGCUCAUCUAUGGCUAUUGGGGCAUAGAGACGGCGCGCGACAUGUCCAUAGAGCGCGUCCACUCCAUUGUUGCGCAAUGCGCCAGCGAGAUACGCUCGAGAGGACUCGACUCUCCGCUGCUAUUUUCGACGACGGCGAUAGACAUCACGACUGAAGGCGUGCACGCUCUCAUCACGGCUUGCCAUCAGCAGAUGUCGGCGUUUCGGGCAGAAGCCGAAUUUGCAGGACCACACGAUCUAGCGGCCAUGGUCAAGUACAGCCUAGCGCGCAUUACUAACCAGGUCGGCGGCCACGGUUGCCUCACUUAUGAUCUUUACGAGAUAUUCAGAAAAGCCGAAGCUUCUACUGAAUACAGAAAAGGCUGUCUCGCUUCGGUCUUGCUACAAGCGCUACCUGCUCCGAGCGCGGAGCUGAUCAGAACGCUCCUUGAACUGUUCGCGUCUGUCAUCGCCUACACCACAAGAAACGGCGCUACGCCACGCAAACUUGCAGCACUCUUCUCUGCCUAUCUCUUUAGCCUUCCGGACACAGAGAACUUCGAAGUGACCUAUUCAACUUGGGCGCGCAUCUCUUGCGCAACCGAGCACAUCAUACUGGCUUUUAUACGCGAUCAGCGAGCGCGGCCGGCUCGCUUGAACGAUUUUGUAUCGGAUUACCCGACUUCUCUCACGCUUUUGCCGUCAGUUUGGCUCGAGCGUGGUCGAGUCAUUCAGGCCAGACGGUGCUCGCGCACGGUCAGAUUUUCGUCUCAAGAUCUCAUCAAGUCGGCCGGCACCUGGGAACUAACCCAUGCCGAAUGGUCACAGCUAGCACAUGCACCAACACCGUCAUCAAGUGGCGCGAACGUGCCUGCAUACACAUCCUCAUACAGGCACCUGCUCAAUAUACGCAAUGACGAUGACGAAGACGAGGAGGCCGACCUGCGAUAUAAGAGCGCGAAUGACAAGGCUUGGUCCGCCUUCAAAGACGUCGGCUUCUCGGCCUCUUUGCAGGAUCAGCUCAAAUUCGAUCUGACGGAGAGCGAACGAGCCGAACGUAAGAACAGACACCAGACUCUAGAUUGGUCGACGUUCUCGUCAAGCGGCUUCUCUGAUCGGGAAUCUUACCUGCCUGGCGAUCUCGACUUUGAUACGAAAGUCUCGCAAUCUGUCGAUCAUUGGCCGCAAGAACGCCGUGAUCUGACAGCGCGAAUGAGAAAGACAGAAGCCGGUCUGCCAUCUUUUCCAUACGAUAUCACGCCUCGCGAGCAGGGCGUUGUGAACGUUGACGAAUUGUUCGUAGAGGCUUGGGCGGACGUGCUCAUCUCAUCUGGCUGGACCAGAGACGAGCUCAAGCCGACUUCAUGGGCUCUCUUGCAAUACAAAACGAGGCGUCAUUCGGCUAAUCUGGAAUCAUCUUUGCUAGGCAAUGAAGCAUCUGGCAAUGCUUGGUACCUCAUGAUCGAGACGGUGCCUCAAGAGUACCUGCUCGAUCUCGCAGAGGGCAAGGCUUCAAAGAAGAGCAAGCGUGUCUCGUUCUUCCGUCCGGUCAGACGGAAGAAGUCGAAUCGCAACCUCAGGACGAUCAACGAGAUCAAUGGCCGUUCGCACGAUAGCCUACGCACCAAACAAUUCGAUGCUUUUCUUGGCUCAGAGAACACAAAGCAAGUCAGUCUAGAUCGUAAACCGACAGCGACGUUGGGACACCAACCGUCACUUGACAGUCUAAACGAGAACGGCAGGCAGAAUCGCAAUUUCUCGGGCAUUCGUGGCCUGAUGCGCCGAAGCUCAAGCAGACCAGAUAAGCGGCUGCCCACAGCCAUACCAUAUAAUAUGCCCGCAGAAGAUGUCGCUCCCGUGGCGCUGGCUGAUAUUUCGAUCAUGCAACAAUCACCGUCAUUUGUUUCGCCUGGCCCAGCACAUUCAGAUGCAGAAAAGCCUGCUUCACCCGGAUUGGCAGCGCCGAUGAAUCCGACAUCUUCCGCACGGACUCCACGACCCAUGCCUGCAGUCGCUGAUCUCUAUGGCGGCAUUGAAGAUGAAGAAGCCAGUCUCGUCGACACCAGCAGGGCGACACUCUCUCACGAGGGCAACGACUACAGUCUUGGCGGCUCUGACGAGCCAGCCCAACAUCUGCCGAUACCUACUCCAUCUCCUGGGACGCUAGCAAAAGAAGAAUCGCCUGUGCUGGGCAGGCAUACGCCAGUGCUUGUGGCUCCUGACGUGCCGCACGAUGCAAAUCGUAUCAGUACGGCUACGCCAGAAAGUGGCACGGGCACCGUCGAAAGCAGCCCCGGCAGAUCUCGCAUAUCCGCACUCAUCGGUCUGUACGGAGGGAAUGAUACAGCGGCACCCCACCGAUCCCACGCACCCGCGCCCGUGCGAUUGAGCGAAUAUGGCUUCAACGCGUCAAGCAGCCCGGUACUUGGACAGCGUUAAGUCACGAUGUCUAUCCUUGUUGUCAUGUCAUAGCAUUUGUCUAACAGCAACGCGGACGUGACCGCUCAUCCGUCGCUCGUCUGGCUUACCGUCGUAUGAACCUCGAUCUGGUCAGAUGUGAAUGCAUCCGGCUGUGUGUACUUGGGCUUCGACGAGUUGGCGCUCCCUGCUCCGGAUGUAUGUAUGCCUGUCCAGACAGAUGCUGAGCUUGUCGUCGGAUCCUCAUGGGCGCUCAAGGCCUCGUGUAAUGUCAUGACCUUGUUGUUCCGCCGCCAGAUAUAUCGGCAGAUUUGCACG